This is a messenger RNA of Humulus lupulus (European hop), 1865 nucleotides long. Its product is annotated as F-box/FBD/LRR-repeat protein At2g26030-like. Gene Ontology annotation, molecular function: protein binding. NCBI's taxonomy places the organism in Eukaryota, Viridiplantae, Streptophyta, Magnoliopsida, Rosales, Cannabaceae. The transcript has 3 exons. The coding region runs from base 308 to 1303 and encodes 331 amino acids. The record is from RefSeq and is a predicted model, not a curated record.
CUCUAUUCCUGACUAAAGCAAUUCAAUGGAGAAACGCAGAGAUUAGGGCAGAAGAAAAUGUAAGAGAUGGAGCCCAGCCUAUUUCCUCGUUGAGCUUUCCUCCACGGAUGUGGAAGCUCUUCCUGCACUAGCUCAGAUCAAGGUUGCAGAAGAUAUCUUGGAAUCUCACUCUGACAGUGUAAUCCUCUCUUUCCUAAGAAACCCUCCCCACUUAGCCAAACCCUCAUUCCUUUGAAUCUUUUUCGAACAUUCUGGUUGAAGAAAGAGAGAACUUCUACCAGCUACAAUCCCCAAUCCACUUUGGGUUAUGGCUGAAAAGAGCGUGGAAAUUAGUUCUGUUCGUCCGGCGAAAGAAAGAGUUAUAACUACAUCAAUUUCUGAUGAGGACAGAAUUUCUAAGCUGCCCGAUUCAGUCAUUGUACACAUCCUGUCGUUUCUCCCCACUCAUAAUGUCGUUCUGACAUGCCUCCUUUCGAAGCGUUGGAAGUUCAUGUGGUAUUCAGUCCCCAAGCUCUACUUAUCUGAUAAUGAUUGGUCCCCAGAAAAGUUCUUCAAUUAUGUCGACAGUUGCUUGGAACACCGCAAGAAGGGUAUGUAUUUUAUCGUGGAUUCUGUCAUAACUAGUUUUAAGCUUAAGAUGAAUUGCUAUCGCACAAGCAAAGCCACUCGCCUAGAUAAAUGGUUAGAUUUUGCAGUUGAGAAUAAAGUCAAGGAAAUAAAUCUUGACUUGAAUUUUUGCGACGAAGGGGGUUAUUACUGCAUACCUAAAGUAUUAGUCAACUUAAAACAUUUGGUUAUUUUGGAGUUGGAUGGGUUAACGUUGAAGACUGGUUAUUCAGUUAGACUUCCAGCAUUGAAAACUUUGUCAUUCACAUAUAUUUACUUUGAAGAGAAUGAUGCGAUAUGUAACUUUUUGUGGGGUUGCCCUUCCCUUGAGAAAUUGUUGUUAUCGUGGUGUGAUUUAAGUCGAAUUGGUGAUGUGCUCUGUUUACAAAGUUUAAGCCUUAAGUUCAUAAAAAUUGAAUAUGAGGAUAGUGUGUUACCUAUUCAAGUUGAAGCCAUAAAUCUAGAGUCUUUGGAACUGGGCAGCUUUAUCUUUGAAAACUCCGAUCUUUCUACAUGCAAGGGAAUUAGAAAUCUCUCACUAGAUUUUUAUGGUUUGCCUAUGAAAGGUAAAGACCCGUCUUCAUUAGAGUAUCUCAUUUCAAACCUUCCACUUCUAGAGAAUUUGACUUUCACUUUGAACGACUCCCAUGAAUUGAUGAAGUUGGAGCAUAUUAAAAUCUCGAAUCAACAAGUUUAAAUUUGAAGAAUAGGUAUAGUGGAGAUGAUUAUGAAAUGAAUGUUAUAAUUGAAUCAGCUCCACAAUUAGUAUCUUUUUGUUAUGAAGGUAAUAUCAACUUUAGUAUAUCAACGGAGUCAUCUAAUUUGUUGAAUGGAAAAUUUAUAAUUCUUGAGCAGCAUGAGAAUUACGACGCAAAUUGGUUUACCGCUCUGAUGAAUUUUCUUCUUAAUCUUAAUUGUUCUUGGAAUAUUGUGACUCUGCAUGUUAGGUCAGAUAAGGUUAUCAUCUUGCCAAAAAAAUUCAAAAGAAUGUGUCAAUCUCCCUUGCUUAAUUGGAAGCACCUCAGCGUUAUUACUGAUCAGAAGUCUGAGAGAGAAUCGGAGUUGGAAGAUAUUUUGAUAUGGAUUUCACACUCGUUGGAAACAUUAUCUAUUAAUGGAAAGAUCAUAUUUUAGCUCUGUAACUGUUGAUUAAGAAUGGUGAUUUUUAUUUGUUUUAUCUGCUAAGUGCUACCUUAGUCCUUUUGAGACUAUUAUCAGUAGCUUAGUACAAAUUAAUUUGAUUACUUAGCCUUUGAAUG